Funneliformis mosseae is the source of this 1089-nucleotide messenger RNA. NCBI's taxonomy places the organism in Eukaryota, Fungi, Glomeromycota, Glomeromycetes, Glomerales, Glomeraceae. The record is from the annotation of a GenBank genome assembly.
AUGACAAUUUUCUUUAUGGAACUUAAUAAGUCCUUUUGGUUACGCUUUACAAAACGAUAUAUUCCCCCAGAUUUAUAUUAUCAUUCGUGGACAAUUUAUGAUUUUCAAUAUGUAUUCUUAUUAAUUUUAGGAAUAUUUCUUUUUAAUAUAAUUGAAUUUCCGGUAUUUUUCUUGAAAUUCUUGAUAGUUUGUAUAUUUGCAAUUGGACUUUAUCUUCCAGUACCUCGAAAAUUUUUUCUACCCUUCCUUCCUAUAGCGAGUUGGUUAGUAUUAUUUUAUUCGUGUAGAUUUAUUCCAGGAUCAAAUAGACCUCACAUUUAUGUAUCAGUUUUACCAGCAUUGGAAAACAUAUUAUAUGGAGAUAACUUGUCAGCAAUCAUAGCUAAGCAUACUAAUGUGGUUAAGGAUGUAUUAGCAUGGUUACCUUAUGGUGUGACACAUUUUACGUUACCAUUCUUAACGAGCGUAGGGUUGUGGUGGUACGGUCCACCCGGUAUUUUGGCAAUUUUUUCUAGAUCAUUUGGAUAUAUGAAUCUUGUCGGUGUUCUAACGCAGUUAGUAUUCCCAUGUUCUCCACCAUGGUAUGAAUACACGUAUGGGAUGAAUACCCCAGCAGAAUAUACGAUGCCAGGAAAUCCGGGUGGAUUAGCUCGUAUAGAUGAAUUAUUUGGAUCAAAUACUUAUACGAAUACAUUUAAUGGGUCUCCAAUGGUAUUUGGUGCAUUUCCAUCACUUCAUUCCGGAUGUGCAAUAAUUCAAGCAUUAUUCAUUUCAUAUAUUAUUCCAAAAUCUAGAUUAUUUUGCUUCGCUUAUGUUAUGUGGAUAUGGUGGGCUUGUAUGUAUUUUACUCAUCAUUAUAUGGUUGAUUUGGUCGGUGGUGGAAUUUACGCCGUUGUUGCAUUUUGGUUCGCAUGGGAUUAUUUACCUUUCGUAAACGAACAUUAUAAAAAUCGUUGGGAUUAUAUCAAAGAAAAGAAUGGUUUUUUAUUACCAACGAAUAAUUAUAUUAAUAAUAAUCUAUCGUUUAAUUCGCCUAAAUUUGAUAAUAACGAUGAAUUAGAAAUAGAAAUUGCGACUGCUAUUAGUUAA